Messenger RNA from Colletotrichum spaethianum, 1260 nucleotides. RefSeq lists its product as uncharacterized. Gene Ontology annotation, molecular function: RNA 7-methylguanosine cap binding; mRNA binding. Gene Ontology annotation, cellular component: cytosol; nucleus. The transcript is spliced from 2 exons. The record is from RefSeq and is a predicted model, not a curated record. Lineage: Eukaryota; Fungi; Ascomycota; Sordariomycetes; Glomerellales; Glomerellaceae. The coding region runs from base 1 to 1260 and encodes 419 amino acids.
AUGGACUGGGACCUUGAUAUGGACGAUGUCGCCGAGGGCUUUGCUCCUCCCACCGCGACAAUUACCGAUAGCACAAACGCUGGAGUAUCCAUCACGGCAUCCUCUACCACGGCCGACCACGACCUAGAAAGCUCAACCCUAGUGCCCAACAAGGUCCACAUCCGAGGGCUGGAGACGUUGACGACGGACGAUAUCAAGACAUACGUGAAGGAUCACUACGGUCCCACGAACAGGGUCGAAUGGAUCGACGAUGAGUCUGCGAACCUGGUCUUUGGAUCCGAAUCUUCGGCGCAGGACGCGUUGAAAGCUUUGAGCGCCGUCGAAAUCGCCGACGUGACCCAAUUGCCCAUCAACGAAAACAUUCCAGCCAAGGCCGUCGCAUCCAAGCCAGAGGUCAACCUGCAAAUCCGAUUUACGGUCAUCUCCGAUAAGAAGGCGCCCGGUGCGGCCCAGAGAAGCAGAUUCUAUCUUUUCCACCCCGAAUUCGACCCCGAGGAAAGAAUGCGACGCGAGGGAAGCAGGAACAGGUACCGCGACCGCAGUGGAGACGAUCGCUACCGCCGUAACGGCCGCGGCAGAAGCCAAAGAGACCGAGAACCAAGCGUAGAAGUAUUCCACGCGAGCAUGUACGACGACGAAGACCCAUCAGUGGACCGCGGCUAUAGAACUACACGGCAACGGAGAAGAUCCCAUUCCAGAGGUUCAAGCUCGCGCGGAGAUCAGUCCUAUACGUCUCGUAACCAGGAGAAGGAGCUCUUUCCGGGUCGAGGAUCAGGAGCAGGAAGGGGUCAGCGAAACCGCUCAGCGUCGCCCAUGAGGGAUAUCGACGGCGACGCGGCAAUGGACGUGGAGGCAGCACGUGUAUUGAGACCCAGCAACAGAGAAAGAGCAUCUGGUAUCAGGGAACGUCUGACAAAAGACAACAGAGCAAAGGAGCUAUUCCCCACCAAGAGCUUAUCAGCUGGCCAGACACAUAUGGAUCGGGUCAUGGAUGGUGCUGAGGAGACUACACGACUCAUGCAGCGAAACCUAUCAAUGACCUACGACAACGGCGCCAAGAAGGACUUGUUCGACAUCCGAGGCAGAGCUGAGAAACAGGGCGCCAACCCUGGCUUUGCCAUCAAGGGCGCAGCGGGCGCAAACGUCAAGGAGCUGUUCCCGGAUCGCUUUGGGGGCGGCAACACAGGAAAAGAGCUCUUUGCCGACAAUUUGGAGGGCCGGGGCCGCAGGCGACAGAAGGCUGAGGAUCUGUUCUCUUAG